This is a messenger RNA of Pocillopora damicornis (cauliflower coral), 2943 nucleotides long. Its product is annotated as frizzled-2. Gene Ontology annotation, molecular function: Wnt receptor activity; Wnt-protein binding. Gene Ontology annotation, biological process: canonical Wnt signaling pathway; non-canonical Wnt signaling pathway. NCBI's taxonomy places the organism in Eukaryota, Metazoa, Cnidaria, Anthozoa, Scleractinia, Pocilloporidae. Gene Ontology annotation, cellular component: plasma membrane. The record is from RefSeq and is a predicted model, not a curated record.
CUUGGUCAUUAACUAAGAGCGUAGUCUUGGUCAGCUUUAAAGAGGAGAUUGAAUUGCGUUAGUACAACUGUUCUGUUCAACAUGGUCGGAGACGCUUACGGUACGCGUUUUGAACGAUUGCUGCUCCCCGUCGUGAUCUUUGGGGUUUGUUUAUUGCCUUGCUUGUGCCAAAAGAAGUGUGAGUCUGUUACGAUACCUCUUUGCAUUGGUUUACCGUACAACACUACAAUAUUUCCAAACAUGUUAAAGCACAGAACACAAGAGGAAGCAGCUCUCGAAGUUCAUCAGUUUUUCCCACUGGUGAAAGUCGGCUGUUCGGAGGAUCUGGCCUUCUUCUUAUGUUCGGUUUAUGCCCCCAUUUGCACUCUUCUCGGUAUUCCAGUUCCACCAUGCCGUUCACUUUGUGACAGUGCGCGAGAUGGAUGCGAAGAUCUUAUGAAGAAAUUUGGUUUCACGUGGCCCGAGUCUUUGCGUUGCGAGAAGUUUCCAAAACUAGGCGAGGAUCUCUGUGUUGGAAAGAACACAACUGGUAGAAACGGUCAAGUAGUGCCUUCUAAGGAACAACCACAAGGACACAACUCGACGGAGGCUCCGAUCGACAUUAGUUUGGUGUCAUUCCGAUGUCCGGAGGAGCAAAAAAUUGAUAACGAUCACUACAUGUUCUUUGGCAAGAAGAACUGUGCAUCAAAGUGCGAAAACAUCUAUUUUGAUGAGAAGGAGCGAAAAAUUGCCCGUCUUUGGACUGGAAUAUGGGCGAUUCUCUGUUGCAUAUCAACUCUCUUUACAAUUUUAACGUUUAUUAUUGACAUGAGAAGAUUUCGGUACCCUGAAAGACCUAUUAUUUUUCUAUCGGGUUGUUACUUCAUGAUUUCUGUUUCCUACAUCAUUGGAUUCACUGCUGGGGACUCUUUAUCUUGCACGGAAUCUAAACAUGGUCAUUCCGUCCUUGUGCAAGGAACUAAACACGAAGGAUGCACAGUAAUUUUUAUGCUAUUAUAUUUCUUCAGCAUGGCAUCCUCAAUCUGGUGGGUUAUUCUAACACUCACUUGGUUUCUUGCGGCCGGACUAAAAUGGGGUCAAGAAGCUAUCGAGGCAAACGCACAAUUUUUCCACCUUGCAGCCUGGGCGAUUCCUGCCGUUAAAACAAUUGCGAUUUUAUUGAUGACCAAAGUUGAUGGCGACGAGCUAAGCGGAGUUUGCUUUGUUGGACUCUCAGAUUUAAAUGCGCUGAGGGUAUAUGUGUUGGCUCCCCUGUUCAUUUACUUUUUUGCUGGAGCUACAUUCCUGUUAGCCGGAUUUGUGUCGCUGUUUCGAGUGAGAUCAGUUUUAAAAGACGAUUACAGCAAGAGGGAGAAAAUCGAAAAAUUAAUGAUUCGUAUCGGAGUAUUUUCCAUUCUGUACACUUUGCCCGCGAUUUCAGUAAUAGGUUGUUUGUUCUAUGAGCAGGCAAAUCGUGAAAAGUGGGAGCAAUCAUGGCUUGAAGGCUGGAAGCAUCAACAAGCGUGCAUUGAUAACAUGAAAGACAUGGAUUGUCCCAAAUACCCGAUUGUUAAUGACAAACCGGAUUUCACCGUAUUUAUGGUCAAGUACUUGAUGUUCUUGAUCGUUGGAAUUACAUCAGGAUUUUGGAUAUGGUCGAGUAAGACCAUUAACGCCUGGAGAAGGUUUUAUCGUUCAGUAGCGCACAAUCUGUUCGGGCGAGGAGCGAAUACGCUCGUGUGAUUGUAACUUGGAAAGUUUUUAUUGUGAAAGUCUUAUAUCUGUAAGCAAGAAACGUGUAAAAUCUAUAUACUUGCUCGUAAGGUCAAUUUACGCCGCCGUGAGAAAGAACUCCUUUAUGGAACUUGCCGAAAGCGCGUGGCUAUACUGCAUAUCAGAUCGCGUGAUCGAAAAGUAAGCUUGCUAGUGUUUACUGCCUAUGUGGUGCUCUAUACCGGUUGUUGUUGAGCAACACCAAUUGGCUCAUGGAAAUGGUUAACUUUUUACCGCGCCUGGCUGAGCUUCGUUUGAGCAAACGAGCAUGGUUUGCGUUUUGUUGACUUGUGUCAUUAGCGAUUUAGAAUUAUACAAGUUGUAACGCACUUAAGCCCUUAUAUUGGAAUUGUUCUUUAAAUAGCCGACUUGCACCUCCUUCCUUUAAAUUCGUGUUAUAGAUAAGAAUGAUCGUCCUAAAUUUUGCGUUCUUCUGUGAAGUUGCUUCGAAACGAUUGUGUCAUUUUUUGUUUCCGUCGGAAUUGAAAACUACUGCACAUUCUUGAAGCUCACGUUUCAUCGGCUUAUCCUCUUCAGAUCAGACACGAAGCUGUUUAUGUGAACUGUAGUUGUCAUAACUGGGAUGAAGUUUCUAGAAAAGGAGUAAACAGAUUUAAUGCUAUUCCAGAUUACACAAAAGCAAUUUACUAUGGUUUUCACCCUUUUUGGAUGCUUAAGUUUGUUUGAUAUGAAUAAGAAUGUGUUGGUUUGAUUUAUGUCAGCUGGGAACUGCUGGACACUGUCAACACAUUUGAUCGCAUUAUUAGGGUAUAGCUGCAUUUUAGAGUGUGGCUGAUGUGUUUUCUAUUUAAGGCCACUUACUUAACUCAUUAAAUCCAAGGACUUCUGUGGGUUAACUGAUUUUGAAGUUUUAUGUUCAUUAUUUUAUUGAUAAAGACAAAGGUAUAGAGGACAAUGUUUGCUCUAUGUGUAUUUGACAAGAAGUAUGCCAUUAAAGUUACCAAACAGUUAUUGAAAGACAUUUAAAUUACUAGGUGUAACCAGAAAUAUGUGGACAAACUGGUAUUUGAGGCUUAGCUCAUAUCAACCUCUUAAUUGUAUUAGUUCUUGUACAAACAUUUCCAGGGAUGACCAAUUUUUUGUGUUAUUUGUCUUAAAUGAACCAUUUUCUGUCAAGCAUGAAUUUUGAAAAGUAGUUUGUAUUUGAAUUAAAUUGACUGAGUUUCCCAA